UGUGCUUCUUCCCGCAGCGCCGACGGGCCCAGCAACAUGUCCUACGUGAAGGAGACUGUGGACAGGCUGCUCCAAGGCUACGACAUCCGCCUCCGCCCGGACUUCGGAGGUCCGCCCGUGGAUGUGGGCAUGCGGAUAGAGAUCGCCAGCAUCGACGUGGUCUCGGAAGUCAACAUGGACUACACCUUGACCAUGUACUUUCAGCAGUCCUGGAGGGACAAAAGGCUCUCUUAUUCUGGAAUACCUUUGAACUUAACUCUGGACAACAGAGUGGCCGACCAGCUCUGGGUGCCGGACACGUAUUUCCAAAAUGACAAGAAAUCAUUUGUCCAUGGGGUGACAGUGAAAAACCGAAUGAUCCGACUCCAUCCAGAUGGGACAGUCCUUUAUGGCCUACGGAUCACAACAACAGCUGCUUGCAUGAUGGAUCUACGCAGAUAUCCUCUGGAUGAACAAAACUGCACACUAGAAAUUGAAAGUUAUGGAUACACUACUGAUGAUAUUGAAUUUUACUGGAAUGGAGGAGAGUCAGCAGUGACAGGAGUUAAUAACAUCGAGCUCCCACAAUUUUCUAUUGUGGAUUACAAGAUGGUAUCAAAGAGAGUGGAAUUUACAACAGGAGCAUAUCCUCGACUCUCACUUAGCUUCCGGCUUAAAAGAAAUAUUGGAUACUUCAUUUUGCAAACCUACAUGCCUUCCACGCUGAUCACAAUUCUGUCAUGGGUGUCUUUUUGGAUCAAUUAUGAUGCCUCUGCAGCCAGAGUUGCUCUAGGAAUCACGACUGUGCUGACCAUGACCACCAUCAGCACCCACCUCAGGGAGACCUUGCCAAAGAUUCCCUAUGUCAAGGCAAUAGAUAUUUACCUGAUGGGAUGCUUUGUGUUUGUGUUCCUGGCCUUGCUGGAAUAUGCCUUUGUAAACUACAUAUUCUUUGGGAAAGGACCUCAACGUCAAAAAAAGACAGCAGGCAGAGCAGGACAUGCUACAGGAGAGAAGAGCAGACUGGAAACAAAUAGAGUCCAGGUUGAUGCCCAUGGAAACAUGCUUCUGGAGCCUCUUGAGCUACGAAAUAACAUUUGCACCAUCUUCCAUGAGCCCCGAGCCACCGGGCACACGAGCGACAGUGCCAACCUGCAGCACAGAAGAGCCACUUCCAGCAGAGACCUCUGCAGCAGGAGUGCUCUGGACAGGCACAGGCUCCAUAAAAAGGGACACUUACACAGGAGGGCAUCCCAGAUCAAAGUCAAAAUCCCUGAUCUGACUGAUGUUAACCUGAUAGACAAGUGGUCCAGAAUGGUCUUUCCCAUCAUGUUUAUUCUUUUUAAUAUUGUUUACUGGCUGUAUUAUGUCCACUAAGUUAUGCAAUAAUGUUACCACAGACUAACAUAAUUAGACUUGUUUCUUUUCCUUCUCAAUCUCAUUAAUUCUGAAGAACUGCAAGUAGCUAUAAUGUCCCAUGUUCAACGUAAGAUUCUCCAGCAUGGAACACUUCUAGAUUUAAGCUUUUAAAAAGAAAACAACAACCCAACACAAAUCCAGGGUUGCAACAUUUAGAUCAGAACAGUACAGAUCAGCUCUUAAGGAGCCUCUUGAGAAAAAUUGCUCUACCUUGAUUUUUACAAAGUUUGUGCAUCACCCAUGACCUUUCUGCGCCAAAUUUAAUUUUUUUAAGUGGAAAUUUGUCCCACUGUAUUUCUUAUCAUAUAUUGGCAGCUUACAGCAGCAUGCUUCCAAACAACACAGUCAAACUACUAGCAGUAGCUAUGUCACUGUCUUUCACCACUCAGAGCAAAGAGAAAUUUGAAGAAAUUACAGUUUAAAGAAUUGUAACUAUUGCACCAUGCUUCACUUCAAACUUAAUAGCUUUACUGGGAAGUAUUUCCAUAGUGUGUUUGAGAAAUAUCACUCAAGGAGAAGUCAAAUAACAUUUUCAUAGACAGAGAUCUUCAAAAGAAAAAAGGUAGCAGAGAGAAAUCCCACGGAGUAUCCAAGCAAGUAAGCAGCUGAUUUGAUCUUAAUGGAAUUCUGUUAUUUCCACAAUAACAGAAGUAAAGUCGAUAUUUAUCAGAACAGUUGUACCAUAUGUAAUUUUGUGUUAAAAAGUAGAAAAAAAACACAUGUUGAUUCCCUGAAUGAACUCUGUGGGAUACCCCAGGCCAAGAUUUUUCUUAAGGCCCAGGUUUCCUGCGGCUGGUAAUUGCAACAUUCUCCCAAAAGUUGGUAGAUGUCUGGGAACAGAUCUGAGGAAAUUUCUGCACACAGAAUUCUGAAUUCCUUCAGAUUUCUUCAUUCCACUGAGAACCAGGAGAUGCAGCUGAGCCUUAGAGCACACUGGGAAUGCUGGUGCCCUCCUCCUGAGGAGCUGCCUUUCUUACCUGGCAGCCUACUGCCUGACACAGCUCCAGGCAAGGAGCCACAGGCAAAGGGCAAUGUCCAUGCAGCUGAGGAGCAACAGAUCAGUCAUCUUCCACCUAUGAUAAAUAGGUAUAAUAUAUAUUAAAUAAAUUAAAUUAAGGAAGUCUUGCAAACUGAACUUUCCAAAACUGCAAAAAAUAGCACCAGGAGGGAGACAGCAGUAGGACCAUAUGUGCUGUCCAUUGCAAACACAUAUCCAUUAAAUAGUUUUGAAUUCUUUGAAUUCAAAUGAGACUUAACAGAGUAAGUCCAUGAGCCAUUGAAUUUGCCUGCUUUGUGCUUAUACACAAAAAUUAAAUCAAAGAAAGUAAUUCAAAGAAAGUAAUGAAUUCUGCAGAUUUGUAGUGUAAAAUACAACCAUCAGUGAUUCACGUUUUGCAUUGCCAGAUUUCCAAAAGACAUUCACAGACAGACCUCAGGUAAGUAAUUAAGUCCAGCUGAUCCAGUGGUGAAGAGAUACUGCAACCUCUCCUUACAGCUGCAGUGAACAUUUUAGAAGAGCCAACAUCUAACAUGACAUCUAAAAGUCUUUAGGUUAGAAAAGGAGGAUCCUUUGUUUUGGAUUACAAGAGCAAAGAUCAGCUUUACUAGUCUUCAGCAUUUCUUUUGCAGGCCCCUAACAUAUCCAUACACAUAUUUUUCUAGUUUAUGGUUCAGCCAGAUACUCCUGGCAAAGUUGAUAGGUACAUGGACUAAAAUCAGUUACAUUGUACAGUUCCAAGAAAAACAAAAAUUAAAAAAAAAGGGAGCAGAGUAAAAGCCAUUAACAAAACAAGAGCAGAGCACAUGCAAAACUCCUUAAGAACAGCAUGUCCCAAAAUAGGAGGAUGUAGCCUUCUGCCCCAGGAGACACUGAACACACACCUAUCCAAACCCCAGCCCCACAGGACAUUCUGGGCAACACACACCAAGGCCUGUCUGCACCAAGAGCUGGAAGCCACCACCACCACCUGAGUCAGGAAACAGCUGCCAGCUCUUGGUGCAAAGUUUGGCAGCAGGGACUAAUGACCCAUCACAUACAGAGGCAAGAGCCACUAACUGUAGGAGCAACUUCUAGAGAAAAAAGCAGAAGAAAUCAUUUCUCACCUGAGAGCAAUAGCUUGGCAGCAAGGAAAAGCCAGUGGUUAUUAGUGGCAUGGCAUGGCAUGGCAAAAUGAGUCCAUUUAUAGGUUACCCAGGCACAAUGCCAUCUGGAGCUAGAAAUUAUGGAGCACAAAAGAAACACAAUCUCUUCCCAUCAAUAAAUUGGAGUAAUUUGGCUGACUUUAUGCAAUAAAGCUGAAUAAUGCUGUAAUGCCAAGUUCCCUUACAGUUGUACUUUAGUAGUUUCCCUACCCUGAAGAACCAGGCUUCAAGAUCAGCACAGGUAAGGACCUAUUGCUAAUUAGGUUUUAGCUAAACUCCUAUGCAGUUUGUGCAGCUCUGAUGCAAUUUCUACUGGAAGUCAUUUUUGGCUGGGUUUCCUGAGGCAUUGAGUUUCUACUGUCCCUGAGCAUGUACAUUUGUGUGCCUACCGGGAGUCUCCCAACAACAUUUGAAUCUAUUGAGAAUAUCAACCAAUAAUUUUCUUUUUGUUCAAAAGCUAAAAGAACAGUAUGGAUCUGAGAUACUAGAUUCCUACAAGUUUCAACAAAGCAGCUAUGUUAGCAGAGGACAAAGCUCACAUUGUCAUCUGCCUCUUCUCUGGCAGAAAGAAACUUGAUGAACUCCAGCCUUAUUAGACACGAAACCCAGUCUUUUCAGUGAAACAGGAAUAUUUUUGACAUUACAUUGCUUUAUGCACUGAACAGCACAGAGGUUGCAAUUUUAGAAUCUCUGCUGGUUCACCUAGUUCACCCUUACAGGAAAUGUUCCUUCCCUUUGUACUGCAAGUGGAGGAUUUCUUGACAUAAAUCACAAGGAAAGUCACCCAGGGGCUGAGGGCCACAUUCCACCAGCUGUUUCCCAUCACCAAGGAGCCUGUUCCCAUGAAUCCUCACAUAUUGAGGAUGCAUUGCUAACACGUCCUUGGGAGUAUUAGUAAAAAAAAGGCUGGAUUAUAUCAGUUAUGUAAAAAACUACUUUAAAAAUGGGUUCUCUAUUACAAAGCAUGACCUCCCCACAUCUGUGACUGUGCAUUUCUUCCUACCUCCUUGGGCACCCAAUCACCCUGCAGCCCAAGGAAGGCAAGAGAUCACACGAGAAUAAUGAAUUUCAGCAUGUAGUAAUGCUGAAAUGUAUAUGCACAGGCUGAAAGAAUUAAGUGACAAAUAAAAAAGGUGGCAUUUUUUAAAAGAAGACCGGGUGACUUUGGUCUACUUGCUGCCUUGGAGUGCAGAGGUAACUCUAAUGGUGCUGUUUGUUUCUUGCCAUGUGUAUUUCUCAAUUAUUUUGUAAGUAACCUUGAAUCUCCCAGAAUUAUAAAAACAUCCCUUCUUGUCUCAUGCUGGUGCCAAUCUAAGAAAUGGCCUGGUACUCACUCUUUUACAUUUUUUAUUGCAAAGUCCAAUUGCAUUUGACUGUGAAUACCAGUGAGGAACCAAUAUAAUUACAUGGCAGCAAAAGCAUGUCAUAUUGCUAGAGAUCAUCUCUGACCAAUUUCUUUUAACUCAUCCCUGGCUCUCUGUACCUGCACUGUCUCAAGCAAAAGUAUAAAAUCAGUCCCACUGUCAAAAUGUAAGAAAGAUGGUUUCCUUUAGCAGAUCAUGCCUUUUGGUGAGAACAUCAGCCAUCUCAUCCACAUCUGUGAACAUACCAGUCUCCUUCUUCCUGUCUCUGAAACUUCAUUUCCUGUUUUGAUCUAGCUGACAACAUAUUACCUGAUUUUUUUAUAUUUUUAGAAGAAACUUAGAAUGUUGUACACUAUAGCUAACAUUUCUGAAACAAAUCAGGCAAAUCAUAAUUUCAAGAAAGAGCUGAUUGAGACUUUGGCAUAGGUAAAGAAUUCAGGAUUGGGUUUCACAAAGGAAGUUUCCAGCAGCUCUCAGAUGAUCCUAUGUCACUCUGGCUCCCAUUUAAAACAAUAUCAAUAGAAAUACAACAGAUCUGAAACCUCUGCCUUCGUAGCCCUCAAAAAAAUCUAUUUAAUCUAUAUCCUAGGAAUCCUUCCCCACAGAUAGUCCAUCAUCAAAGCAGUUCCUGUGGAACUCUAACAGUUCCCAGUUAUAAAAAUCCCCACACCUUCCAGUGCCUUUCAUUACUCUGUUAGCUAAACUAGCUGAGUAACCCAAUGCUUAAAAAUAGCCAGAGCCUUCUCUCUGUAGUACUCUCCUCACAGGCCUGCAAAAAUCCAAAGAAUGAUAUUUGUGAUAUUUGCCUCAUUUUCUAGGCUUUGGUGGGAGUCAUUUGGUCCUUCUGGAGAAGCCCUAAAGCAGGUAUGAACUAAAAUUUUACAGAGGAAACAGUGUAUACCACCAAAUGUAACUGAGGUUGAUUUAAAGUAAAAAAAAAAAUUAUGGACUAUCUUGAUGCACUUAUGAAAGCAUUCAUUAGUACUAGAAGAGUAAAAAUCCCUUUACUGCUGAUACUGCAUUUUAAAUAUUAAUUCACAAAUCAAAAUGAUAGCAAAAUGUGCAUACUUCAGGAUAGGGUGUUACUGGUUCUUAAAACCACCUUUCAGAAGAAAGCAUAAUUAUGUCUCAAUAUGUUUCCCAUCAGAAAGGCUUGCUUCAGAACUCAGAAAUGUUCUACAGACUUAUUUAGAUCUUUUAAAAACACAGCUUCUUGGCAUAUAUAAUUGCUUUGUUGCAAAAGCAGUUUUAUAAACAAUAGUCAAUUCCAUACUGACAGUUUGCUGCUCAUAUGCAGUUCUGGUUCCCUUUAGCAUACCAAGAUCAAAGCUGACAUGGCUUAUAUGAAAAAAAAGAUUUUUCUGAAAUCAAGGGAAGAGUUCUGUGAAACAGAGAAAAAUGCAAUGAGCACUAGCAGAGGGCAAGUAACAUUAUUUUUAUAAUUCACUUUUUAUAUUUUGUAUCAAGAUAUGCUGAUUUUCUGAUUCAAAUUGCAGGUCUGCUUAUGCAAUAUGAAUUUCUGUAGGUGCUUUUGAGGUGGUGAAAUCAAAACUUCCUACAGUGUGUCUAUUAUAUUGUAGGUACUGAUUUCAUUAGCUUUUGGUUCAAAAAGCCUCCUGUACAAAGUUUUGUUUCUGG
This is a messenger RNA of Melospiza georgiana, 6542 nucleotides long. RefSeq names its product gamma-aminobutyric acid type A receptor subunit beta1 (gene GABRB1). Gene Ontology annotation, biological process: monoatomic ion transmembrane transport; chemical synaptic transmission; nervous system process. Lineage: Eukaryota; Metazoa; Chordata; Aves; Passeriformes; Passerellidae. The coding region runs from base 37 to 1356 and encodes 439 amino acids. Gene Ontology annotation, cellular component: neuron projection; synapse; membrane. Gene Ontology annotation, molecular function: neurotransmitter receptor activity; GABA-A receptor activity; extracellular ligand-gated monoatomic ion channel activity. The transcript is spliced from 8 exons. The record is from RefSeq and is a predicted model, not a curated record.